UUCUCAGGUCCCAGAGAUUUAAAUUCUUGUGAAAGGUGUCAACAAAACUGAUAUCAAUCUAGGUUCUAAAGGGUUAACCUGUUAGGCGCUGCUGCCCCUUUUCGGCACCUCAAAUCCAAAGUCUGUCCCUGUCACUCUGCUGUCCUAAAGCUCUAACUUUCUCCACUUUGUUGGAACUUUCAAGACAUUGAAAUAUUUUUGUUGCAAAAAUGUCCACAGUCGGAAAGGUCAUCAAAUGCAGGGCAGCGGUGGCCUGGGAGCCCAACAAGCCUUUGGUGAUGGAGGAGAUAGAAGUAGCUCUGCCUCGAGCCAACGAGGUCCGCAUCAAGAUUGUAGCAACCACAGUGUGUCACACAGACCUGUAUCAUCUGUUCGAGAGUAUGCCAAAAGAUGGCUUCCCAACAAUACUUGGCCAUGAGGGAGCCGGCAUUGUGGAAAGUGUUGGGCCCGGAGUCACUGAAUUUCAGCCAGGAGACAAGGUCAUUCCUCUGUUCAUCUGGCAGUGUAGAGAAUGCCGCUUCUGUAAGAGUUCCAAAACCAACGAGUGUGUGAAAGGAUGGGCUGUUGAUCUCCCUGAUGUGAUGGCAGCCCCAAAGCCCAGGUUUGUCUGUAAGGGGAGGAAGCUUGUGCCGUUUAUGGGAACCAGUACCUUCUCUGAGUACACUGUGGUUAACCAGAUGGCUGUGGCUAAGAUCGACCCCACCGCCCCUCUGGACAAAGUCUGUCUCCUUGGCUGUGGGAUCUGCUCAGGAUAUGGAGCAGCAGUUAACACUGCUAAGGUGGAACCGGGCUCCACAUGUGCUGUGUUCGGCCUGGGAGCUGUGGGUUUGGCUGCAGUCAUGGGCUGCAAAGCUGCAGGAGCCAAAAGGAUUAUUGCUGUUGACAUCAAUCCAGAGAAGGCUGAGAAGGCCAAGGUGUUCGGCGCAACAGACUUCGUGAACCCCAAGGAUCACAAUAAACCAAUCAGUGAAGUGCUGUCUGAGAUGACUGACGGAGGAGUGGACUACUCCCUGGAAUGUGUUGGGAAUGUGGGAGUCAUGCGCAGUGCCUUGGAGUCUUGUGUGAAAGGUUGGGGUGUUGGUGUGAUUGUUGGCUGGACAAACAUAAACGAUGUUUCUGUUCGACCAGUUCAGCUCAUCACUGGACGCACUUGGAAGGGCUCCUCAUUUGGAGGAUUUAAGAGUAAAGAUGGUGUGCAACAGAUGGUUAAAAACUACCUGGAUAAGAAGGUGAAGGUGGAUGAAUUUAUCACUCACAAGAUGCCUUUGGCCCAAGUCAAUGAUGCCAUUGAACUGAUGAAGCAUUACAAAUGCAUCCGGACAGUCCUGAGUGUUUCUCCACAAUAAGAACAUCGUGUCUGCAACUAUAUUCGAACAAAGCUCAACACAAUAUUCAAGCUCUUAACAAAGAGAUCUAUCAAAAUUUAGACUGUAUACGUGCCUGAUCUUGAGCACUAUUCAGUUUGCAGAUUGUAAGAAUCUUGUGUUGGCAUUUGACAGAUGGGAUCUGUGGCUUCCCUGUGUGUGUCCUAGUGUUGUUUGUGUUGUUGUUAGAGUUUUAGUUCAGAUAGCUAAGAUUAUCACAUUUAAAUUAAUGUUUGCUUAACUUGGCAGGCAGUGUUUAAGUCAUUAUUACAAGGUACAAGAUAGAUUUAUUGUCAUUUUUCUCAAAAGUGGUUUAUGAAGAACUGAAAUUAAAGUUGAUCCUAAAUCCUGCUUGAAUUCUGAUCAAAGUCCCAUUGUCAUCAAAUUGCAUUUGUUUUGUCUGCUACAGCAUAUAUAACAACUCUAUAUUUGUCCCGUGUCCUCUGGAGACAUUACUUCAGUAUAACCAAUAAAAUCUUGCGUAAAGCAGUAACUCAACCUAAGGUAGUCCAGACAGCAGCCUGCUACACAACACACACUUUGAACAACUCAGCUAAUAAUUUAAAGCAUGUAAUUAUCUGCUUCAAUAAAAAAUAUUUA
Plectropomus leopardus (leopard coralgrouper) is the source of this 1964-nucleotide messenger RNA. Its product is annotated as alcohol dehydrogenase 1-like. Gene Ontology annotation, biological process: formaldehyde catabolic process. The record is from RefSeq and is a predicted model, not a curated record. Gene Ontology annotation, cellular component: cytosol. Gene Ontology annotation, molecular function: alcohol dehydrogenase (NAD+) activity; S-(hydroxymethyl)glutathione dehydrogenase [NAD(P)+] activity; zinc ion binding. Lineage: Eukaryota; Metazoa; Chordata; Actinopteri; Perciformes; Serranidae.